Molecule: messenger RNA, 1449 nt
Organism: Daldinia childiae
Lineage: Eukaryota; Fungi; Ascomycota; Sordariomycetes; Xylariales; Hypoxylaceae
Product: Kynureninase 2
Exons: 3
Coding region: 1-1449 (482 amino acids)
Biological process (GO): NAD+ biosynthetic process
Cellular component (GO): cytoplasm
Molecular function (GO): pyridoxal phosphate binding; kynureninase activity
Source: RefSeq, a predicted model, not a curated record
AUGAACGCCUCAUCCGACCAAUCGCACUUUUCGAAUCUUCGUGCUCAGGCUGAAAUCUUAGAUGGGGAAGACGGACUCCGUCAUUUGAGAGACGAAUUUCAAGUCCCCACUAAGGCUGAUAUUAAACGAACAACAUUAGAACAGCCGCAGCAACAUAACCAACAAGAUCGUAACGAUCCCGCCCCAGCCGACGAGACAACCGCAUGUACAUACCUCUGCGGGAAUUCUCUCGGACUGCAACCCAAAAGAACUGCAACUCGCAUCAACCAGUAUCUCCAAACCUGGUCCACUCAGGCCGUCCAGGGGCACUUUAAGCCCUUGGAAGAUUCUCCUCUACCGACAUGGCUCGACGCUGACGCUCGAGCUGCCAAAUCGAUGGCCUCCAUAGUCGGCGCGGAUGAAUCAGAAGUAGCUGUCAUGCAGACCCUGACAGCGAACUUGCAUCUAUUGAUGUCUGCUUUCUACCGUCCGGAUCCAAAGGGGAAGCACAAAAUUAUCCUAGAAAGCAAGGCUUUCCCAAGCGAUCAUUUUGCCGUGCUGAGCCAGAUCCGCCAUCAUGGUCUCUCCCCAAGCACGUCCAUGGUGACCAUAGAGUCGCCCUACUCGGAAGACGCUCUCAUCACCACCUACGACAUCCAGUCCAUCAUCUCGAAACACGCAUCAGACACGGCCUUGAUCCUACUACCCGGCAUCCAGUAUUAUACCGGCCAGCUGUUGGAUAUCCCGACCAUCACCGCGUAUGCGCACAAGCACAACAUCUUCAUCAUCUGGGACCUAGCCCACGCGGUGGGCAACGUUCCCCUUCACCUGCACGACUGGGACGUAGACGCCGCGGCCUGGUGCACGUAUAAGUACCUCAACGGCGGCCCGGGUUGCAUAGGAGGUAUGUUUAUCAACUCUCGCAACAGCUUAGUGACCACGACGAUCGCCGACGAGGAACCCGAGAGGGGAUACGGUAAACGAUUGUCAGGCUGGUGGGGAAACGACAAAGCAACUCGCUUCCGGAUGGAGACCAAGUUCCACCCCGUAAAAGGAGCAGCCGGAUUCCAGCUGAGUAACCCUAGCAUCCUUGACAUCACAAGUCUAAGCGCCUCGCUCGAGGUUUUCGAACUUGCCGGCGGAGUGUCGCCCCUCCGAGAGAAAUCUAAGAGGCUUACGGCGUUUCUCGAGCAGUGCCUCUCCCUCCUAUCGGAAGAUGCCAAACAGCUCUUCAGAAUUAUCACGCCGUCCGACCCGGACCAGCGCGGUGCCCAGCUGAGUCUGCUGCUGGCAGACAAUAUCCUAGACCCGGUGAUGAAGGAGUUAGAGACGAGCGGCGUCAUCGUAGACGAGAGGAAGCCAAACGUAGUUCGCGUCGCUCCCGCUCCCUUGUACAAUUCGUUCGAGGACUGUGUCGCUUUCGCCGAAGCUUUCGAGUUGGCCCUGGUGGCGACACAACAAGACCUAUAA